GUCAAAACGGACCAAAACAGAAAAUCCGCGAAGAAGAAGAUGCGGAAGUGGAAAGGGGAGAAAUAUCCAGAAACUUAUCUAAACACACAGCUAGAAGACCAUGCUUUCCUUCACUAAGACAUCGCGUCUUUAUUCACAGAUAUGCCAGAUACGGAGCACGCAACUCAGCGCGCUGACAGCGCACAGAACCGUGGACCUUCCGAACCAGCUUAGGCGAUCGACUCCCCUUACAGGGGUCCGUCCAUUUACCAAAGACACAAUGCGUCCCAUCUGUCGACCUUCAAACAAAUGUCUUGGGAGCAGGAUUGAUGGUGGUUUGUGCAGCAGCAUCAUCCAUCUCACAUCAGCAAGGAAAUCCACCUUAGUGCAGAAAAGGGAGUUGACAGAACCUGCGUAUGAGAAGCUGGCAGAUGAGACACUGGAUAGUCUCGCUGAUUACUUUGAAGACCUGAUGGAUGAAGCUUUCACCGGACCAGAGUACGAUGUCGUCUUCUCCAGUGGGGUGCUGUCGGUGAAGGUGGGUGGGGAGCACGGCACCUACGUUAUCAACAAGCAAACACCAAACAGGCAGAUCUGGCUUUCCUCUCCUACCAGCGGACCGAAGCGCUAUGACUGGACAGGCGAACGCUGGGUUUACGUUCACGACGGUAUCAGCCUGCACCAGCUGCUUUCUAAGGAAUUCUCCAUCAUCUUCAAUAGAGAUAUAGACUUGGGUGACCUUCGGUAUUCCUGAAUCAUGUGCCGAUGAUGACCUAACUAAGAUAUGACCACACUCAGUGAUGCUCAGUAUGUAUAGUAGACAAAGGGAAAAUGAUCUCCAUGUGAUCAAUGCUCUGUCAGAUAUUUAUUCUAUAAGUGUAUUAGUGUAUUUCUUAUAGUCGCAUACAGAUUGUACAUGCAGCCAUUCUAUGGACGGAGCAGUAGGGAUUUUUACCUGCAGAUUCUCGACGUGGCCAAACGCAGUUUUUAUAUGUAGCGAGUGAAAUGAACAGUCAACACUACAGCUGAGCUCUUCUGUCUUGACAUUAAAGACAUUCGGUGUUUAAUUUAUAAUGUACCUAUAAAGAACCAAUCCCAUCAAUUAGAUUUGUGAGGUGGCACUUAGUUAUAAUGAACAAGAUAACUUUAUGGUAAGCCUCUCUGAAAAUAAUCAAAUUGAUAAUGAGGUUUGACUAAAUUUGGCAAUUUAGCUUUGUGAAAACACAAUCAAGUCAAAGGCUCAAAGUGUCUUUACUGUUACAUUUUCUAAUGCAGAAAACAAUUCUCGAAAUAGUUGAGGCCUCUAAGACAAGAGCAUGGAGUAAGGGUUUUAACAAAAUACACCUGGAUCCGUUAUCCCUUACUCUGCAUCCUGAACUCAGUCCCUUUACAUGUCGGCGUUAUUUUAUUGUAUUCGUUUUGUUCUUUGAAUAAAACCAGUGUUGCGCAAAA
Molecule: messenger RNA, 1431 nt
Organism: Mugil cephalus (flathead mullet)
Lineage: Eukaryota; Metazoa; Chordata; Actinopteri; Mugiliformes; Mugilidae
Gene: fxn
Product: frataxin
Exons: 6
Coding region: 101-733 (210 amino acids)
Biological process (GO): intracellular iron ion homeostasis; iron incorporation into metallo-sulfur cluster
Cellular component (GO): mitochondrion
Molecular function (GO): ferroxidase activity; 2 iron, 2 sulfur cluster binding; ferrous iron binding
Source: RefSeq, a predicted model, not a curated record